Molecule: messenger RNA, 1811 nt
Organism: Labrus bergylta (ballan wrasse)
Lineage: Eukaryota; Metazoa; Chordata; Actinopteri; Labriformes; Labridae
Source: RefSeq, a predicted model, not a curated record
UCCCUGUCCGCGCUGCUCCUCUGAAGGCGUCUCUUUAUAAUCCGCUGUUUGAACCGGGAUGCUGGCGGAUCCGUGACGCCGUGGGCUCCCGGGUGUGGGAGAUGAAUGUUGUACUUCCUUGUUCCUCUGUGUAGCAGGAACCACGCAGCGGUAGCCGCAUGACAGAGACUCCUAUGUUGAUUUUUUUAGCCGUUAUCUGAGAUUCUUUGACGGUUGGGAGCUCCAGCAGCGGCGGCGGACCGAACGAGCCGCGGCCGCUUGACAGGUGCUGUUUCCGGCUCUGCGUGCAGAGAUGCCGCCCGUCCAGAGAACCAUGUCCGAUCUCCGUUCCCGGCAGGAGGGAUACGAGAAGACGGAGGACAUGACGGAGAAGACUUCCUUUGCCGACCAAGAAGACGCCCGACUGAUCCACCUGAAUCAGCCGCAGUUCACCAAGUUCUGCAACAACCGGGUCAGCACAGCCAAAUAUAACGUCCUGACGUUCCUCCCCCGGUUCCUGUACUCACAGUUCAGGAGGGCGGCCAACGCCUUCUUCCUGUUCAUCGCUCUCCUGCAGCAAAUCCCCGAUGUGUCUCCCACCGGCCGCUGGACAACGCUGGUGCCGCUGCUCUUCAUCCUGGUGGUCGCUGCUGUCAAAGAGAUUAUUGAGGAUCUGAAACGUCACAAUGCCGACAGCGUGGUCAACAGGAAGGAAUGUCAAGUGCUGAGAAAUGGAGCCUGGGAGAUUGUGCACUGGAGAAAGGUGGCUGUUGGAGAAGUAGUCAGAGCCUCAAACGGGGAUCACCUCCCGGCUGACCUCGUCAUUCUGUCGUCCAGUGAACCUCAGGGGAUGUGCUACAUCGAGACGUCGAACUUGGAUGGAGAAACCAACCUUAAGAUCCGACAGGGUCUCCAGCUGAGCGCAGACUUAAAGGACGCCGACAGCCUGAUGCGUCUCUCGGGGCGCAUGGAGUGUGAGAGCCCAAACAGACACCUCUAUGAGUUUGUUGGGAACAUCCGCCUGGACGGACACAGUACUGUACCUCUGGGUCCAGACCAGAUCCUCCUGAGAGGAGCUCAGCUCAGGAACACUCAGUGGGUUCACGGCGUGGUGGUCUACACGGGACAUGACACAAAACUCAUGCAGAAUUCCACUCGGCCUCCUCUGAAGCUGUCCAACGUGGAGCGCAUCACCAACUUCCAGAUCCUGGUUCUGUUCGGCUGCCUGCUCGCCAUCUCUCUGGUCUGCUCCAUCGGUCAGACCAUCUGGAAGUACCAAUAUGGCAACGACGCCUGGUACAUGGACCUGAACUAUGGCGGGGCAGCAAACUUUGGCCUCAACUUCCUCACGUUCAUCAUCCUGUUCAACAACCUGAUCCCCAUCAGCCUGCUGGUCACUCUGGAGGUCAUCAAGUUCAUCCAGGCCUUUUUCAUCAACUGGGACACUGACAUGCUGUAUGAGCCCACCAACACUCCUGCCAUGGCUCGCACCUCCAACCUGAACGAAGAAUUAGGCCAGGUCAAAUACAUUUUCUCUGACAAGACGGGGACCCUGACCUGCAACGUGAUGCAGUUCAAGAAGUGCACCAUCGCUGGUGUGGCGUAUGGUCACGUCCCCGAGGCUGAAGACGCUAGUUUCGCAGAGGACGAGCGGCACAGCACGCAGUCCUCAGACGAGGCGGGCUUUACUGACCCGGGUUUACUGGAAAACCUCCAAAAUCAUCAUCCGACAGCUGCUGUCAUCCAGGAGUUCAUGACCAUGAUGGCCACCUGUCACACGGCGGUCCCCGAGCACACCGAUGGAAGCAUCACCUACCAGGCGGCGUCUCCAG